CGAUGGUCCGGUAGUCCCAAAAUCGAAGAAACCAAAAACCUAUUAGCAGAAAGCCAUAACCUUUUUCUUUUGGAAAAACAGUUAAAAAGAAAAUUAGAAGAAUGCAGACACUAUGCACAAAGUUGCGAUCUUUCGCGGGACAAUCAAUCAGAACUCUGCCCGCAAUCUCAUUAUCUGGUCGCCAACUUCACUCUUCUUCACAGCUCUAUCAACCUCUCAUUUUCGCUUCUGCUUCUCGUAAAUGGAGCCUUACUAACGCAUCUUCGUUUCAAUUCCCUUCGGUUGCCUUUCAAACACCAUUGCGUUCUUCUGCAGUCUUUCCCUCUUUGGUGCAGGUACGUCAUGUUUCCUCAAGAGAGAGGCGAAAGAGGAGGAAGCCAAUGACACCAGUGAUCUCCAAAGUCAAGAAAAUUAAAAUAAAGUCCUAUUCAUCCUACAAGUCCAGAUUUCGGACAAUGAAUGAUGGGUCUAUCCGUCGCUGGAAGGAGGGCAAGAGACAUAAUGCACACUUGAAGGUCCAGCAUCAUGUAAAUGGUUUUAUCCUCUACAUUGAAACCACACUCAAGAUGACUUUCUGGCAUGUCUAUGGAGGGUUGCUUUCCUGAUUUCCAUACAUGCAAUUGCAGCUUCUUGCCGCGCAAUAUUUUGUACAAGUUGCUACAAAUGUUCAAUCAUACAAUCCAUGUUAACCAAUUGUGCUUGCCAGGCUUGCCUUAUCCAUGACCUAUGCCAUGUUUGAAUAUACCUAGGAAUCAGAAAAAACAAACAUCCCAAGUUGAAAGCUUAGGAACCAACUUUAGAGCAACAUAUAAUUCUACUUCUUUUGCGUACCAAUUGAGGCAGUAGUAGUGGUAAAAGCAGCAGAAAAUACUGCAGAGAUUUUGCUUAUUAAAUAAAUAAAUAAAGAUGCGUAUUGAAGCCUUGAACCUUAAGUAUGAUAUCACUAAUAAGAUGACUCCUACAGAAAUUAAAAAUCUAAAAAAAAAAAAAAAAUACCAU
Molecule: messenger RNA, 999 nt
Organism: Ricinus communis (castor bean)
Lineage: Eukaryota; Viridiplantae; Streptophyta; Magnoliopsida; Malpighiales; Euphorbiaceae
Exons: 4
Coding region: 102-605 (167 amino acids)
Biological process (GO): translation
Cellular component (GO): ribosome
Molecular function (GO): structural constituent of ribosome
Source: RefSeq, a predicted model, not a curated record